Messenger RNA from Closterium sp. Naga37s-1, 3720 nucleotides. Lineage: Eukaryota; Viridiplantae; Streptophyta; Zygnematophyceae; Desmidiales; Closteriaceae. The record is from the annotation of a GenBank genome assembly.
AUGGCUGACGCGAAGCCGCAGACCCUCCGCACGUGGCUGCACUCCGCCGUGGAGUCGCGCGGCGAUGCGGCGGCCAUCGUCGUCACGCAGGGAGGCCCCACCGUGACGCACGGCGCGCUCGAGGCGGCGGUGGAUGCGGUGGCGGCGCAGCUGAGGGCGCUGGGAGUGCGACCCGGCGAUCUGGUGUCUCUCGCUUUUCCUAACUCACUCGAGUUCGUGAUCCUUUUCCUCGCAGUAACGCGUGUACGCGCUACAGCAGCUCCGUUAAACGCAGCAUACACGGAGGAGGAGUUCAAGUUCUAUAUGGAGGACGCGCAGGCGCGCCUGCUCCUUCUCCCCGAGGGCGGCACUCCCAAGGCCCAGGCGGCCGCUGCUGCCUUGGGAGUACCGGUGGCGCAUGCUGGGAGCUACGGCGGCGAGGAAGGAGUCCCCCUGCGUCCCUCCCCAGGCGUCGCCGCCCUCCCCCCCGCCGAUAUCCCGGACGGGCCCGGCCCCGGGCCCACACCGGACCCCGCUGACGUGGCACUCUUCCUGCACACGUCAGGCACGACGAGCCGCCCGAAAGGCGUGCCGCUGACGCACGCCAACCUGGCAGCAUCCAUUGGGAACAUCAUAGACACAUACGACCUCACCCCUGCCGACCGGUCUUACCUAGUCAUGCCUCUUUUCCACGUGCAUGGGCUGAUGGCGGCUCUUCUCGCCUCUCUCUCCUCUGGGGGUUCCGUGGUUCUCCCCGCUUCUGGCCGUUUCUCCGCGUCGACCUUCUGGGACGAAGUGGUGCAGAGCGGUGCCACGUGGUACACUGCGGUGCCGACCAUGCACCAGAUUCUCCUCUCCCGCCACCGCUCCCACGGCCCGCCCACCCUCUCGGGAAAACCCCAGGAGAAUUCUCAGGUGGAAUCCCAGGGUGAAUCUCCCGCCCCUGUUGCCGCCUACCCGCCUCUGCGUUUCAUCCGCAGCUGCAGUGCCAGCCUGGCAGCAGCAGUGCUGGAAGAAAUGGAAACAGUAUUCGGCGCUCCCGUCCUCGAAGCCUAUGCUAUGACUGAGGCAAGCCAUCAGAUGACCGCGAAUCCUCUCCCUUCCAAGGGGCCCCAUAAGGCUGGCUCGGUUGGGGUGCCGACAGGAAUCGAACUCGCGAUCUUGGACGAGCAGGGGAGGGAGCUGGGGGUGGGGGAGCGCGGCGAAGUGUGCAUUCGCGGGGCUAAUGUAACAGCUGGUUACCGCAGCAACCCGGCGGCAAAUGAGGCGGCGUUUGCGUUCGGGUGGUUUCACACGGGAGACGAGGGGAAGAGAGACGAGGAGGGGUAUGUGUACCUGACGGGGCGGCUCAAGGAGCUGAUCAACAGGGGCGGGGAGAAGAUCUCGCCUCUUGAGGUGGACGCUGCACUGCUGGCCGUGACAGGGGUGGCUGAGGCCGUUGCUUUCUCUGCGCCUGAUGACCAUUACGGGGAGGAGGUGAAUGCAGCAGUGGUGUUGGAGCCAGGUGUGUCUCUCACCCAGGAGGAGGUGCAGGAGCACCUGAAGAAUCACCUGGCGGCGUUCAAGCUGCCCAAGCGCGUCUUCUUUGUCGACCAUCUCCCCCGCACCGCCACCGGCAAGAUCCAGCGCCGCUUCGUGGCCCAGGCCAUGCUCACUGGCGAGGCCGCUGCUGCUGCUCCUGCUGCAGCUUCGGCUGCUCCUACCUCUGCUGCUGCUGCCCCUUCCCCCUCCCCUUCUACCACUCUAGACGCCCCUGCUCUAAUCGCCCUCUCUCUUGCUCGUCUCGGCGUCACCCACCUAUUCGGCGUAAUCGGCAUUCCCGUCACGGCCGUCGCCACAGCAGCGCAGCAGCAGGGAAUCCGCUUCCUCUCCUUCCGCAACGAGCAAGCAGCAGGCUACGCUGCAGCAGCCUACGGGUACCUCACAGGCACCCCCGGCGUGCUGCUGACUGUGUCAGGCCCGGGGUGUGUGCACGCACUAGCCGGGGUGAGCCAUGCUCAGGUGAAUACCUGGCCGCUGCUGCUGCUCUCAGGUUCUUGCACGCAGGAGGAUGUGGGUCAGGGGGAUUUCCAGGAGUUGGAUCAGGUCGGCGUGGUUCGGCCGUUUGUGAAGGAAUCCGGGCGGGCGAAGACGAUUGCGGAGAUCCCGGGGGUGGUGAAGCGGGCGGCGGAGGCUACAGUGGCCGGGCGGCCUGGUGCGGCGUAUGUGGACCUGCCGGCCGAUGUGCUGCACGGGAGUAUCUCCGAGGAAGAUGCGCGGAAGCUUCUGGAGGACGUGAAGCCGCUGGUUCCGCUCUGGCGCACCGCUCUGGAUCCCUCUGCACCGCUUGCAACAGCUCUUGAGUCGAGUAUCACAGAGGCUAUUGGUUUGCUGAGGGAAGCUAAGGCACCUCUGCUGGUGGUGGGGAAGGGGGCAGCUUAUGCUCAUGCUGAGAAACAAUUAGCAGCACUGGUGGAAGCAACAGGGAUACCUUUCCUCCCUACACCCAUGGGGAAGGGUGUUUUGUCCGAUUCACACCCCCUGUGCGUCUCUGCUGCUCGCUCAUUGGCUCUUUCCCAAGCUGACGUGGCACUUUUGGUCGGCGCGAGACUGAACUGGAUUCUGCAUUUCGGCCACCCGCCGAAAUGGGCGGCAGGAGUGAAGUUUGUCCUGGUCGAUGUGGACGAAAGCGAGGUGGCGCAGAGGCGGCCGGCGGUGGGGCUGGUGGGCGAUGCCAGGGCGGUGGUCGGGCGGCUUGCUGCGAGGUGGGCGGCAGAAGGAGGACAGAAGCUUCCUGUAGACAACCCCUGGGUGGCAAAGUUGAAUAAUCGUGCUGCCCCAUUCCUAGCCCCUCUCUCCACUCACUCCCCCCGCCCCACCAUUCUUUCCUAUCUGCUCCUCCCGUCUGCCCAGGCCAAGGCAUCAGCCAACAGCAUCAAAAUGGAGUCCCUUCUCUCUCAAGACGCCCACCCCCUCAACUUCCACUGCUCGCUGCGGGUCCUACGUGACAAGCUAGCCGCGCUCCCCCCCUCCGUCACCACCCUGCUCUGCUCUGAAGGCGCAAACACCAUGGACAUGGGCAGAACCGUGCUGCCCCAGUUAACCCCGCGCUCGCGGCUCGAUGCGGCCACCUGGGGGACCAUGGGCGUGGGGUUGGGGUAUGCGGUGGCUGCGGCGGUGGCUCCGCUAGGGGAGGAGGGGGAGAGUGGGGGGAGGGGGAGUUGGAGUGAGGGGGGGAAGAAGGAGGGGAGGGGCGAGCGGCUGGUGGUGGCGUUGGAGGGGGAUAGCGCGUUUGGGUUCAGCGGGAUGGAGAUUGAGGUGAGUGGAUGGAAGCGGGGAAAGGUGAGUCAUAGGCGUAGUGUGAAAGGGCGGGUGCGAGGGAGAGAAGGACAGUGGAAGGAGGGGAGACGAGGGAGUGGUGGCGUUGGAGGGGGACAGCGCGUUUGGACCAUGGUACGAUACAAUCUGCCCAUAGUGGUGAUAGUGAUGAACAACGGGGGCAUCUACGGGGGCGAUCGCAGGGGGCCCGUCACUCUCCCCAACUCCACCCGCAGCGACCCGCCUCCCACCUCCUUCGUGGAAGGCGCGCGGUACGACCGCAUGAUGGAGGCGUUUGGCGGGCGCGGUUACCACGUUACCACGGUGCAGGAGCUUGGAGCGGCGCUCGAGCAGGCGUUUGGGGAGAGGAGGCCUGCGGUGGUGAAUGUGGUGGUUGAUCCGCUGGCUGGUGCUGAGAGCGGCCGCCUCACUCAUAAGAACUAG